CAAAACGCGACAGCCUCUUCCAACAUGAGUGCUGAACUACAACAAGUCCAGAAAGUGUGGGAGCGUAUCCGCACUAACAGCCCAAUUUAUGCUUUUCUACUUCAGGACAUUGACAUCUAUGAUGCUGGGAAAGGUGUUUUCAAUGCGAGACUGCAAGUCGGUCCUCAACAUUUGAAUUCAAAGGGUACCUUACAUGGCGUAUUUUCAGCCUGUGUCACUGACUGGGCGGGUGGCUUAGCGAUUGCAUCGGCCGGUCUCGAUUCAACAGGUGUCAGCACGAAUAUUCAUGUCAACUAUCUCUCAACAGCGAAAACUGGAGACUGGCUAGUAAUUGAAGGUCGCGCCGACAAAGUCGGGCGAAACCUUGCUUUUACAACUGUGACAAUCUCGAAGCAGACUGACUCUAAUGGGAGUACCGUUGUUGCACAAGGAUCUCAUACCAAAUAUAUCAAGACACAAUGA
Aspergillus vadensis CBS 113365 is the source of this 462-nucleotide messenger RNA. Its product is annotated as PaaI family thioesterase. NCBI's taxonomy places the organism in Eukaryota, Fungi, Ascomycota, Eurotiomycetes, Eurotiales, Aspergillaceae. The transcript has a single exon. Gene Ontology annotation, molecular function: fatty acyl-CoA hydrolase activity. The annotation marks the transcript as partial. The record is from RefSeq and is a predicted model, not a curated record.